Molecule: messenger RNA, 397 nt
Organism: Striga hermonthica
Lineage: Eukaryota; Viridiplantae; Streptophyta; Magnoliopsida; Lamiales; Orobanchaceae
Source: the annotation of a GenBank genome assembly
GCUUUAAGUGCUCUGAUGAACACGCGCAUGGCAGAGGGUACACCCGUAAGGGAGCAUGCUCUCAAGGUCAUGGUGCAGCUCAAUGAGCUAGAGGUUCUUGGAGGUUUUAUUGACGGGGAAACCCAGGUUGAUAUCAUGCUCCAAUCUCUGCCGAAGAGUUUUGAUCAGUUCCGGUUGAACUAUAACAUGCACAAGAUGCAUAUGGCUCUUCCAGAACUGUUGUCAGAACUUCAGUCGGCUGAGGCCUUGUUCACGCAGAAACCAGUUGUGAUGGUUGUCGAGCAAGCCAUACCUUCCAGGCCUCACAAGGGCAGGAAGAGGAAGAAGGCUGCAGGAAAGGUAAAGGCACAGAGCACCCAGUUAGUACCUCAGCACGCUGUCGCAAAGAAGCCGAAAG